Messenger RNA from Setaria italica (foxtail millet), 1604 nucleotides. RefSeq names its product monooxygenase 2. The transcript is spliced from 4 exons. The coding region runs from base 66 to 1436 and encodes 456 amino acids. Gene Ontology annotation, molecular function: FAD binding. Lineage: Eukaryota; Viridiplantae; Streptophyta; Magnoliopsida; Poales; Poaceae. The record is from RefSeq and is a predicted model, not a curated record.
UACGUCCACUAGCCGCCGUGCACCACCGAUCGAUGCGCCAUCUGCCGUGGUGAGCCAUAAUUGGCAUGCCUGACCCACGAGCUAGCCAGCCGGACAACGAUCGAGGUGACGCUGGACACAUGGCCGCCGGCGGCGGCGAUGCGGCGGCGGCGGCGGCGGCUGGCGUGGCGAAGGACGUGGAUGCGGAGGUCGUGGUCGUGGGCGGCGGCAUCGCGGGGCUCGCGACGGCGCUGGCGCUCCGCCGGGCGGGCGUGGCUCGCGGCGCCGGCGCUGGCGUACUGGUGCUGGAGCGCCACGCGGAGCUGCGCGCCAUGGGAGCCGCGCUCACCAUCUUCCCCAACGGCUGGUUCGCGCUCCGCGCGCUCGGCGUCGCGCACAAGCUCACCUCCCGCUACGAGGCCUACGAAACGUCCAAGGCGACCAAUCUUGAGACCGGAGCCACGCAGGUGUUCCGCUUUGCCGGUAACAAGAACAAGGGUGAAGAAGUCAGAGUGAGGGCGCUGGACAGGAAGGCGCUGCUGGAGGCGCUCGCGGAGGAGCUGCCGCCAGGCACCGUCCGCUUCUCGUCCAAGCUCGUCUCCAUCGACACCGAGCGCGCGGCCGGCGACGCGUCGGAGACCGUCGUGCUGCGGCUGGACGACGGCGCAGUGAUCCGAGCCAAGGUCCUGAUCGGUUGCGACGGCGUGCACUCGGUGGUGGCGCGGUGGCUGGGCCUGCCGGAGCCGGCGAGCUCGGGCCGGUCCGCCGUGCGCGGGCUCUCCACCUUCCCCGGCGGCCACGGCGCCAAGCGGGAGCUCCGGCAGUUCCUCUCGCAGGGCCUCAGGGCCGGCAUGGUGCCCAUCAGCGACACCGACAUCUACUGGUUCCUCGUCAACGACACCGUCCCAGCGGAGAAAGACGCCGCCGGGGACCCGGUCAGGACCCUGCGCGAGGUCACCGGCAGCCUCGCCGGCCACAUGCCGGCGGAGUACCUCGACGUGGUGCGCCGCUCCGACCACGGCAACCUCUCGUGGGCGCCGCUCCUGUACCGGAACCCUCUGUCCAUCCUCACCGGCGCCGCCGCGCGCGGGGCCGUGACGGUGGCCGGCGAUGCGUUCCACCCGAUGACGCCCGACAUGGCGCAGGGCGGGUGCUCAGCGCUGGAGGACGCGGUGGUGCUGGCCCGCGAGCUGGCGCGGGCGGCCACGCCGGCCGAGGGCGUGGCCGCGUACGUGGCGCGGCGGCGGUGGCGCGCCGCCUGGCUCGUCGCCGGGGCCUACCUGUCCGGGUGGGUCCAGCAGGGCGGGACCAACGUCCGCGGCGCGCGGGGGCGCCUGGUGAAGAUGUUCCGGGACUGGGUGUUCUACCCGUUCGUGUUCCCCAGGCUCGCCGACACCAUGUGGUUCGACUGCGGCGACCUGGCGCCAUGCGCCGAAGGCAAGAUCCACAAAGAGUGAAGUAAAGGACCGCAAUGACUUACUUGUAUGUGAUGUAUGCUUGUGGACUGCAAGAUUUUACAAUAAUGUUUCAGGUUGUGCGUGUGCUAGAAAAAAGUUUGUGUUUGGUCUAGAACUGAUGUGUAGGAGAUACUCCCUCCAUACUCACAAAGAAAGUCGUUUUGGACA